Messenger RNA from Fusarium keratoplasticum, 1791 nucleotides. RefSeq lists its product as uncharacterized. The record is from RefSeq and is a predicted model, not a curated record. The coding region runs from base 1 to 1791 and encodes 596 amino acids. The transcript has a single exon. Gene Ontology annotation, molecular function: amino acid transmembrane transporter activity. Gene Ontology annotation, biological process: amino acid transmembrane transport. NCBI's taxonomy places the organism in Eukaryota, Fungi, Ascomycota, Sordariomycetes, Hypocreales, Nectriaceae.
AUGGCCGACUUCAACGGAACCCCGAGCAGCCUGGGCAGCCAAACCAGCAAGCGGCAGGCGGCCAUCCUUGAUCGGCAUCUCCCAGAUGGCUACUCUGCCGACCCCGACGUUGCCUUGGGCCCGUCCCAAGCUCCUGUUCCCUCGGCCUCCGCUGUCAGCCUCGACCGAUCCUCCCAAGCAGACCCCGUUGAAUCAUCCCUUCUUCUGCAGGGAGGUGACAUGCAUCGCGACAUGUUCAAGAUCAAGGCUCGUGCAAACUCGAUUCGUCGUGCCAACACCUUCUCCCACCACGCCUCUCCGCGCUUGGGCCCUGCCGACGAACUAUCAUACCCCGAACAGCGUGAGCCUGGUGGCUUCAGACGACACCACUUGCAACUUCGAGCACGACAGGGGCGAAUGAGUAGUUACACUGUCGUUGCGAAGAAUUUUGUCGAUUUCCUCGACCUCUACGGCAGCUUUGCUGGCGAAGAUCUCGAGGAUGCUGAUAGUGAAGACGAAUCUGCUAUCGACGAUCGAGAUGAGGCCGAUGUGGAACAACCACCUGAGCUUCGACCACUUCUUGGUCGCAGAAAGAGCUCUAGGAGAUUGCACAAGAAGGGCGAUGCUACAACGACUAAGACUUUUUUCACGCUCAUCAAGGCCUUUAUUGGCACUGGAAUCAUGUUCCUUCCCAAGGCCUUCCGCAACGGAGGUAUCCUGUUCUCGUCAAUUACCCUCAUUGUUCUGUCCCUCGUCAAUUGUGGAUGCUUUCGGCUUCUUCUCGACUGCCGUGACAAGUAUGGAGGAGGUUACGGAGAGCUGGGCGCUGCCAUCGUUGGCCCACGGUUUAGAAGUCUGAUCCUUGCGUCGAUUGCCAUUUCCCAGCUUGGCUUCGUCUGCGCUGGACUCAUCUUCACGGCAGAGAACCUCUGGGCUUUCCUCGAUGCGAUUACUGCAGGCGACCACAACCUGAUGCUGAGUGUUCCAACUCUGAUUGCCCUGCAGCUGCUCAUACUUAUCCCACUUGCCCUGAUCCGAAAUAUCUCCAAGCUGGGACCUGUCGCUCUGCUCGCCGAUGCAUUCAUUUUGAUCGGCAUUGUCUACAUCUGGUACUACGACGUUGCAGCUCUUUCUCGGAAUGGCAUGGACCCGACAGUCAGACUGUUCAACCCCUCUGACUUUCCCUUGACAGUGGGCUCGGCCAUCUUUACGUUUGAAGGAAUUGGUCUCAUCCUUCCGAUUCAGUCAAGCAUGAAGAAGCCUGAGCAUUUCAGCAACCUCCUCUACCUUGUCAUGUUCAUCAUCACCAUCAUUUUCACAUCAGUGGGAGCCAUGUGCUACGCCACCUUUGGCGAGCGCACCAAGAUCCAGGUCAUCUCCAACUUUCCUCAGGACUCGCCCCUCGUCAACGCAGUUCAGUUUCUCUACUCCUUGGCAGUCCUAGCGGGAGACCCUGUUCAGCUGUUCCCGGCGGCUCGUAUCAUCGAGACGUCUGUGUUUGGCGAGCGGGCAACAGGAAAGAAGAGCAUUGCGAUCAAGUGGAAGAAGAACGCGCUCCGAACGCUCAUCGUGGGAGUGUGCGCGGGUGUCAGUAUCGUUGGCGCCAGUGAUCUGGACAAGUUUGUUGCAUUGAUUGGGAGUUUUGCUUGUGUUCCUCUGGUUUACAUCUAUCCGGCGUAUCUGCAUUACAAGGGGGCUGCGGAAAAGGCUUGGGUCAAGGCACUGGAUGUGGCGCUCAUGGUAGUUGGGUUCAUUGCCAUGGUCUACACCACCCUGGUCACCGUCUCCCAAUGGAUCGACGAUGCUACUUGA